Messenger RNA from Cetraspora pellucida, 853 nucleotides. NCBI's taxonomy places the organism in Eukaryota, Fungi, Glomeromycota, Glomeromycetes, Diversisporales, Gigasporaceae. The record is from the annotation of a GenBank genome assembly.
AUGUCUAAUCAACAAAAACAACAUCGUACCACUAUUAGUGAUGAUCUUAAAUAUCAAAUUUGUGAGUGGGCAGAAACUAAUAAGAACAAGAGACAUCACGAGAUUGCUAGUUACUUUAAUGAAAGGUAUCCAGAUUUAUCAAUCAACCAAAGUACUAUUUCAAAAAUUUUAAAAGAGAGAACUGAUAAACUAGUAUCAUGGGUAAUUGGUAAAUCACCACAUCCAAGAUCCUUUGGACGAAUGAAUUUAAACCGACUUCCAGUUUACUAUCAUUCAAAUCCUAAAGCAUGGAUGAAUUCACUUUUAUUUGAGGAGAUACUUCGCUAUAUAGACAACAUAUUUAGAGCUCAAAAUAAAAAAAUUUUACUUUUAGUUGACAACGCACCAUCACAUUUUGAUCCACAUGAUCAGGAUGACAAUGAUGAUGGAAUUAAUGAUGAAUAUGAUAAUUUUGGUAAAGAAAAUUCUACUUCAAUUAGAUCGCAUGGAAAUUUUCAUAAAGGUCAUGCUAAAAUGUUAAAAUUAAUGUAUGAUGCAGGAAUCAUCGCAAGUUUUAAAGCACAUUAUAAACAAAUUUAUUGUCAUUAUAUUUUAAACCUUUUUGAUAAUGGCAUGGAUAUAAAUAGAAACAAAUUAACUAUUAAACAAGCCAUUGAUUAUAUAGUAGACGCAUGGACAAAUGUGUUAAAUGAUUUUUUUCAUAACUUGGAUGAAAAAGUUUCAACAGAAGAUUUCUUAAAUGAAAAUGAUAUUAUAAGUUUAAUUCAAGAUGAAAUGCGUGCUAAAAAUGAAAGCCCAAGUCAUUCUGAUGAUUCUGAAGAGGGACCUAAAUUAGUGUCAUUAAGUGAUGCAA